AUCAUUACUGUCAUUGUGACUGCACCAGGAAGGGCUCUCAGUUUAUGGUUUUAUUGCCCUAGCAUAAAAAGAGUGAAGUCCCCUUUGUAACAGAGCAACAGUUGGUGAGGUGCAACACAGAAGGUGAAACGAGACCCAAUCGGAUAACUUCGCCACUGGAGGAUCUGUUUGAAGUCCCCAAGAUUUAGGACCUGUUUCUUUUUCAUCGAUUUAUUUUGGAAGACGUCUCUUGACUUCUUUAUCAGACACAUUUUUUCGUGUAUUGCUUUGGAGGACGGUCAUGUCCACUGGUGUGGAAAUAGUAGGUUUCUUCCUCGGCGUGGCGAGCUGGUUACUCACAGGGUCGUCUGUGUCGAAUGACUUCUGGAAGGUCUCCUCCUUCUCAGGCAGCGUGAUCAUUUCCUCACGCCAGUACCAGAACCUCUGGCACUCGUGUGCGGAGGACAGCACCGGCAUCAAAAAUUGCAGAGACUUUGAGUCCUUGCUGGCCCUGCCAGGCUAUGUUCAGGGAUGUCGCGCCUUAAUGAUUAUCGCCCUGCUCCUGGGCCUGGCAUCCAUCAUUGUGUCGGUCCUGGGACUGAAGUGCACUAAAUUAGGAAGCACGUCCCAGGAGGCCAAGGGCAAGAUCGCCUUAACAGGAGGCACUUUAUUUAUCCUGUCAGGCUUGUGCACUUUAUCUGCUGCGACCUGGUAUGCUGUACGCAUUGUGCAAGAAUUUUAUGACCCUUUCUACGGAGGCACAAAAUUUGAGCUGGGUGCUGGUCUGUACAUGGGCUGGGGGGCAGCUGCUCUCGCCAUUCUGGGAGGGGCGAUGCUGUGCAGCUCAUGUAAGAUGGGAACAUCUGGGAUGCCACAAGGGGGUUACAGGUAUAAUUACUCCGCACAAGGACCAGAGAAGACAAUCUAUCGGACGGCUCCAGUAUCUGAAUCGGGAACCUUAAAGGCUUAUGUCUGACUGUGCUUUAAAGAACCUCUGCCAUUGUAUGAUUUAAGGAACGUGUAAUAUCUAUGUCUUUUUAUUUUUACUGUGAGUGUACUUUUGUGACCCCAUGUGUGUGCAAGUUUUUGUAUGAGCCAUUAAUUUCGUAGCCUAUAACAUGUAAUUGUGUAGAUAGUGGAUUUAUUUUGGAAUUACUUCUGUGUCUUGCUGAAUAAAUACAUUAUUUGUACUCGA
This is a messenger RNA of Clupea harengus (Atlantic herring), 1174 nucleotides long. It is a transcript of the gene cldn15lb, whose product is annotated as claudin 15-like b. The record is from RefSeq and is a predicted model, not a curated record. Gene Ontology annotation, cellular component: bicellular tight junction; membrane. Lineage: Eukaryota; Metazoa; Chordata; Actinopteri; Clupeiformes; Clupeidae. Gene Ontology annotation, molecular function: structural molecule activity.